AUGUUCAUAGUGCACUUCAUUCAGCUGAAAGUGAUCAGACAGAGGCGACAACUGGACGAAGAGAAGCACACCCAGUCUACCUGUGAGCAGGCAGACUACCUGGACCACUUAAUGUGCAAGAUGGUCAACUUCCUGCAGUCUGGGGCUGAAAGUGGCCUAGAGUGCCAAGUGUAUCUCCCUUGCCUGGACUCUAGGGGUGAUAUCAGAAGUGGGCAGAGUGCCCAACCCUCCAGGCAGCCUGACCCACUAGUUCCCCACCUAAGCGACUUUGAACCUGCCUUUAUCAGCCAUGACCUGUCCAACCGUGGGGCUGAUAUCUCCAUCACAUACCACUCAAGCUUUCAGAACUACACUGCCUACCAACAAGACAAGUUCCAUGAGGACAAAAACACCUUGGGCUUCAUUAACCUUGGCACUAGUGAGAACAAGCUCUGCAUCGAUCUGAUGAUUGAAAGGUUGGGGCAGAGUGACAUGAACCACAUUGAGGACGUCCUGCUGCAGUACCCUGACUGGAGAGGACAGCCAUUCCUGCGGGAAGAAGUGGCCCAGUUCCUGACCUACUACUGCAGGGCACCUGCCCCACUUGAUCCAGAAAAUGUGGUGGUUCUAAAUGGCUGCUGCUCUGUCUUCUCUGCGUUGGCCGUGGUUCUGUGUGAUCCUGGGGAGGCCUUUCUGGUCCCCACUCCCUUUUAUGGUGGCUUUGCCUUGAGCUCCCACCUGUAUGCAAAAGUUGAGCUGAUUCCUGUUCACCUGGAAAGUGAGAUCACUGAGACAAACACCCGUCCUUUCCAGCUCACUGUGGACAAAUUGGAGCAAGCCCUGCUUGAAGCUGAAAGUGCAGGGGAAAAGGUCAGAGGCCUCGUGCUUACCAACCCUCAGAACCCUCUGGGUGACAUCUACUCCCAAGACUCACUGAUGGAAUACCUGAAAUUUGCCAAGAGGUAUAACCUGCAUGUGAUCAUAGAUGAGAUUUACUUGCUGUCUGUGUUUGAUGAAUCUAUCACAUUCCACAGUGUUCUGAGCAUAGAAAGUUUGCCUGAUCCCAACAGGACCCAUGUGAUCUGGGGCACCAGUAAGGAUUUUGGCAUCUCCGGCUUCCGCUUUGGUGCUCUAUAUACCCACAACAAGGAGGUGGCCUCUGCUGUGGGCUUCUUUGGCUACCUUCACAGUAUCUCUGGCAUCGCCCAGCACAAACUGUCUCAACUGCUCCGUGACAGAGAAUGGAUCGACAGAGUGUACCUGCCCACCAAUCACUCCCGGCUGCGGAGUGCUCACAGGUACAUCACUAACAAGCUGAAGGAGUUGGAGAUCCCCUUUCUCUAUCGUGGCGCUGGCCUCUAUGUCUGGAUCAACUUGAAAAAGUACCUGGACCCAUGUACAUUUGAGGAAGAAAUGCUCCUCCAUCGCCGCUUCCUAGACAGCAAGCUGAUCCUAUCCUGUGGCAAAGCCUACAUGUGUAAGGAGCCUGGCUGGUUCCGCCUCGUCUUUGCCGAAAAGCCCCUCCGGCUAAAACUAGCCAUGCUUCGGUUCUGUCAGGUGCUCCAGGAUCAGAAGCGGGCUCGGAUAGCGAGGCAGCUGGAGAAUGAAAUGAAAGACUAGGUUGUCAUCACUGCUCAGGAAGCCACUGAUGUCUGGGUCUCUGGUCCAGAAGGCUGGGUGUUGAACUGGUGCUGCAGCUGAGUAAACAGGGGGCUCCUCCCAGAACAGUCUCAUCUGACCUGGUCAUCAGCCUCAUUCAGUUGAGCAUCUGCCAUCUUUGGACACUUGUGUCUUUUUAGUGUUUGCUAAUCAAUGUGCAGGCAAAAUGUUU
Otolemur garnettii (small-eared galago) is the source of this 1810-nucleotide messenger RNA. RefSeq names its product probable inactive 1-aminocyclopropane-1-carboxylate synthase-like protein 2. The record is from RefSeq and is a predicted model, not a curated record. Gene Ontology annotation, molecular function: transaminase activity; pyridoxal phosphate binding. The transcript is spliced from 2 exons. Bases 1 to 1599 code for a protein of 532 amino acids. Lineage: Eukaryota; Metazoa; Chordata; Mammalia; Primates; Galagidae. Gene Ontology annotation, biological process: amino acid metabolic process; biosynthetic process.